Otolemur garnettii (small-eared galago) is the source of this 2905-nucleotide messenger RNA. RefSeq names its product COP9 signalosome subunit 7B (gene COPS7B). The coding region runs from base 931 to 1836 and encodes 301 amino acids. The transcript is spliced from 8 exons. Gene Ontology annotation, cellular component: COP9 signalosome. Lineage: Eukaryota; Metazoa; Chordata; Mammalia; Primates; Galagidae. Gene Ontology annotation, biological process: COP9 signalosome assembly. The record is from RefSeq and is a predicted model, not a curated record.
UCUGUAACUUAGACUCCACUGUGCCUCGUAGUGUGCGCAAAUUCAUAAACCCCACUGCAGAGUGGUGGUUUCUGAAUCCUGAGACUUGAAGCCAGGCGGGAAGACCCUUCACAUCCUUAGCAGAAGAUGACAGCCCACCAAGAGUUAACUACUGUUUACAUGGAACUCAGAAAUCUUCUGCAAAUUCUGGUGUUUCUGGUGCAGCAACUUUCCUGCUUUGGACUAAGAGAGUUAUAGAGUGUAUAUUCAAAAUGUCAAUACAGAAAAGGACUUUAAAGAAUUUGCUAAUCCAACCCUUUUUGUUUUUAUAUAUGAGGAAAUCGAGGAUAAGAGGGGCAAAGAGAUUGGCUACAGAUCACAGCAAGUUGGGGCAGAGUUAGAAUUCGGCCCUACAUCUGCUGACUUGGGGUCUGGGCUCUUUGCAUCACCCUAAGGAGGUGAUAUUUUUAGCAGCGUGGCAAUGUGAUUAUCAUUCUUGAUGAACAGAUUUACCAUUCAGGGUUGAAACACCCAGAGGUUAGGUGGCUUUUAUUUGGUGGAUUUCCUGCAAGUGAGGGAGUGUGAUAUUUGUUUAUCUUCAGACUUGGUAGGACUUAAUGUUUUGUUCUUUGUUACUCAAGAUGACAUUUAAUGUGAUUUCAGGAAGUGGGUAAAAUUGCAAUGUAAGGCAUGGUUUCCUUGGAGACCUCAUAUGUCCUUUCGUUGGCCUUCCUUCCUCUUCUUGUCCUCCCUUUCGCCCAUCUGGGCACCCACCCAAUUUUUUCUUCCAUGUAAUUCAACAAACAUGUUUUCGGAUUCUGUUAUUUGUCAGGCCCUAAGUGGGUAAAAGGUGAAAGAUGUGGUCACUGCCACCAGGAAAAAGAUCUAUUUAGAGUAAUAAGGAGACUCCACUGAGAUUCAAGAUGGACAGUGAUAAGUUGCCUAAAAGAAAUGACAUCAGAAUGCUACAGAGGUGCUGAAGGAGAGGUUUAUUCUAGCUGGCAAAACUUUAUGGAGGAGGUGGCAUUCAAACUGAAUGAUAGAUUUCAAGGCCAGAGGAUGGCAGGUGAACAGAAACCCUCAAGUAACCUCCUGGAACAAUUUAUUUUACUAGCCAAAGGUACCAGUGGCUCAGCCCUCACUGCUCUCAUAAGCCAGGUGUUGGAGGCUCCUGGAGUAUAUGUUUUUGGAGAACUGCUAGAGCUGUCUAAUGUGCAGGAGCUUGCAGAAGGAGCUAAUGCUGCUUAUUUGCAGUUGCUGAACCUGUUUGCCUAUGGAACAUACCCAGAUUACCUAGCAGCCAACAAGGAGAGCCUGCCAGAACUGAGCAUAGCUCAGCAGAACAAGCUGAAACAUCUUACCAUCGUGAGCUUGGCAUCAAGAAUGAAGUGUAUCCCCUACUCCGUGCUGCUGAAGGACCUGGAGAUGCGGAAUCUCCGGGAACUAGAAGACCUCAUCAUUGAGGCUGUCUACACUGACAUCAUCCAGGGCAAGCUGGACCAGAGAAACCAGCUGCUAGAAGUGGAUUUCUGCAUUGGCCGUGACAUCCGAAAGAAGGAUAUCAAUAAUAUUGUCAAGACCUUGCAUGAAUGGUGUGAUGGCUGUGAAGCAGUUCUGUUGGGCAUCGAGCAGCAAGUUCUGAGAGCCAACCAGUACAAAGAGAACCACAACCGAACUCAACAGCAGGUAGAGGCAGAGGUUACCAACAUCAAGAAGACACUCAAAGCCACGGCAUCUUCUUCGGCUCAGGAGAUGGAGCAGCAGCUGGCUGAACGGGAGUGUCCUCCUCAUGCUGAACAGAGGCAGCCUACCAAGAAGAUGUCCAAAGUGAAAGGUCUGGUCUCCAGCCGCCACUAGGGCCGGCUGGGGCAGCUGGCACUCACCAGGCCUGGGUCAGGUGGGGAGGGGACACCAAGGGCCUAUUUCCUCCCCUCUCUACCUACAGUGAGUUCCAGACCUGCCCACCCCCUCACCAGCGCCUCCCCACCCUGUUGGUACUGUUCCAGAAAAACUGUUACUCCUCUUCCUUACCAACUUCCUCCUUCCCCAGUUGUUCCCUUCAGACUCAGGGGCUUCACUGAUGCCAUCCUAACAGGGUCAGACACUGCCCAGCUUCCCUUCACGAGGUUCUUGUCUCUGUGUAAGGGCUUGUCUCCCUCCCAGUUUUUCUUUUGCUCCACGUCAUUUUGUCAGGCUGGUCCAUAAGCCAGAGGCAGCUUUAAUUGGCCCCCAGAGAUGACUGUGGAGGAGACCCCUCCGUAAGUGAGGGGGGAGUGUUCCUUCUCCAGCCCCGUGUAUCCAGUGGUGCAGGCCAUCUCUCGCCAGGUAUCAAAAUGCUUCAUUUUCCCUCUCCUGCCUUAUCCCUUGUUGGCAGCUCCAAUUCAGGCCAUGGAGGGAUGUGAUGCUGGGCUAUGUUUACUAAACCUGCGGGUUUUCAGCCUCUUAAGCCCAGCUCUGAUCUCUCAUUAGUUGGGAGCAGUGGGUCGAUUAACUAGCAUCUGAGCAGAAUGGAGGGUGCUGUGGGUCUGCUGGGUGGCAGAAGUUGUUUCCUACAGCUGGGCUCUCUGCUGGCUGCUCUUCCUGCUGCCUCUGACGACUCAGCCUUGUUUUUGGUGUGUAGGCCCCAGCUGCCCACUGGGGCUAUCUGCCAACACUGCUCUCCUGAGACCUUUAAUUCCUCCUGGCUACACCUGAAGUGGCGACGGUGGUGCCGAGGAUGCCCUCUGGUGAAGGACCUGUUGCUGCUUCUGUCUCUGUCUUUCCACCCCUCCUUGGCUGAUGCCCCAGAGCCCUGAUGAUGGCAUUCUCCUGGCAAGAGAAAAGGACUUAACUAGAUUUUCUGAACUUGAACAGUUUCAGGUUAUAUUUUAAUUUUUUUUUUGUACAGGUUCUGAUUCUAAUACAUUUCAACAUGCUUUUUCCCCCC